Messenger RNA from Physcomitrium patens, 3461 nucleotides. Its product is annotated as B3 domain-containing protein REM16. NCBI's taxonomy places the organism in Eukaryota, Viridiplantae, Streptophyta, Bryopsida, Funariales, Funariaceae. The record is from RefSeq and is a predicted model, not a curated record. Gene Ontology annotation, molecular function: DNA binding.
GCCUCACAGUUAAACAGUCCACUAUACACAGGAUGCCAUGACAUUUUCUGAACCAGAAACAGUGGAGACGAAACUUAGCUGCCGGGAUUUUAAGGAGAUGCUGCAUUGUUUGCAAUGCAGCAUCUAUUUUGUUCAGAAACUUACAGCUUCAAAUGUUCUCGGCAUCUAUACUCGUCGCAGAACAUGUCAGCUGACCUUACCCAGACAGUUCGUUAGAGAACAUGGAAACAGAAUUCGAAAGUCUGUUGUUCUUCUAUCUGGCCUGAGCCAUGGACCGUGGAAUCUUUGGCUGUCAAUAUGUCCUUCUCGACCCGUUAUGCCAGAAGUGACUUUUUCCAGUGGAUGGAGAGCUUUCGUUGCUUUUAAUGGGCUUGAAGAAGGAGAUCACCUUAUCUUCUCCCUUACAGCCGUGUCGCAGUUUCAAGUCUACAUAUUCAACGGAAAUGGACAUCAAAAGAAACCUCAAAUGCUGGAAGCAUCUGUAAAAUGGUCUGACGGAAUUGAGUUCCCUCAAAAGAAAAUUCUCAACCAGUCCCUUGGAUACAACCUUGCAGAAGGAAACGCGGGUCUCGUAUGCAACGUGUGUCCAAUAUGUGCAAGGAGAAGACCUUUAUCUGAGAAAGAAUUUGCAGGCACCGCUUCCACUGAUACCUGUAGCCAAAGCUCACCCCACAGCAGCGCUCUUAAUGCACAAGUUAGUUUGGAGUUUUCUCAGAAGUGUCGAAAGUACUUUCCAAGCUUCUCGAAGAGAAUCGUAGCCAGGGACGUUUUCCGCCUGGAAAUCCCACAGCAUUUCGCAGUGAAAUAUGGGAGUCAACUGCUCGAUUCCAUCCAACUUCAAGGAAUUCAUGAAAGCUCACCAGUGCGAAAUCUCCAGACCAUUAGUCACUUGGACAAAGCGCGAGUCAGGCUCUACUUAGCAGGAGCUGGGUGGGACAAUUUCGUGACUGAGAACAUGCUUCGGGUGGGGAAUGAGCUUGUUUUUUAUCUUUCCGCUGAUUCGUUCUUCAAGGUCAGGGAAGAUUCUUAUUGGAACCCUGUCACUGGCUUGAACAACGUCCCGUCACACGUUUUGUGAGAUGAAUGAGAGCGCUUCGUUAAAUACUUGUAAAAUCUCAACGCACAUGUGAUUCUGAAUCCAAGAGCUUAACAGGAUAGAACGAUCACUGUGAUCGAGAGUUAGAAAUUGUCGGACUCAUCUUGUAAAUCUCUGCGCAUGACUCUAUCUCGAUAUAGAAUUAAGGAGAGAAUAGAGUAGACUUCAAUCCGUGCAUAAUUUGUGUAUCUAAUUAACUCUGCUGAUACUCAGCUCUCAGUUCUAUUCAGUUUUUGUGGUGUGUUCAAGCGAAUGCUUAGUCGCCCGUUGCAUUAUGAUUCAAAGAAUAAUAUGCACCUUAGAUUUCCAAAUAUCUUCACGGUGGACAAAUUAUAACUCAAUACUUCUCUCCAAUCGCUUUGUUGACUUUAUUAGACUGCUGAAUGAGGUUGUCUGGAAUUGUUCUUAGGCCCCUGCUGUACUUGUUACUGUGAUGAAACCAGAAUCCUUCACUCUGGAACAUGUAUCCUUAAAACCUUUUCUGGCAAUUGUGGAAAUUGUGUAUCUUAAUUCUACUUCGACUUUGAGCAGCAAAGGAUUGAGAAUGAGGAUAAUACGUGUUGUUUCCAUUACUAGCUAGUUUACUUCCACAAAUAGGCAAUUUUUGCCCUUCGUGUCGAUUCUCGCUUUCCCCAGAUAGUGCCUCGUUAAUUUUUAUAAGCUCGUAGCGAGAAAGAAUAUCUAAGUUGUGGCCUAUUCUCGAGUGCUUCAAUGAGCAAUGAGUUCCAGUGUGAUACUAUAUGAACGCUCGUCUUGUUACGCUACCAUCUAGGAAUUCGUGUGCAUGUUCGAUUGUUCUGCUCGGCAUGGUGAAGAUCCUAUAGCAGCUUUCGCAACUAGUGACACCUGAUAUAUUGAGCCCCUGUGCAUCGUCAUCCUGAUACCUUCGGAUCUCUAUAGUGGCAACGAAGGAUGGCCAGGGCACGAAGCUGAAGGCUUUUCCUGCUAUGUGGUGGGAAGAAGAGGAGAAUGAAAAAAAUAUUGAAAGCAAAAAUAGUUAAUGCUUAUUCACUGUAUUUCAUUGUCUGAUGAACUUAGCUCCGAACCGAAGUCAUGUUUUUACAGGUGGUUGAUAGCACUGUGGCGUAUGACUCAAUGUUCGAGAAGCCAGCGCAUAGCUUCAAAUUUGUUGACAUCUUGCCGAGGAACGAAGAAAUGGAUCUUAAGGGUGGGAAUAUGAAAGAAAGGAUGGGAAAUCCACAUUCGGGCAGUAUUUUUUUAACACAGGAGGUCGUCUUCAGAGAAAACCUAUCGCAAUAUCAGAUGUAAUGGCCUGCGCACUUGCUAUGCACCCUAACACUCAAUCUAUGCGCAGCUACCAAAGAAGGGACCGGAACAACAGAAACUCCGCAGAUAUCAACAGACGAGUCUUCUGUCAGAAGAUUCGGUGAUCCUAUGACAGGCAAGAAGAGGGAGAAAUCAUCGUCUGGGCUGCACAAUUUAUUUUUAUUUUUUCUUUGCAAGAGGUAUAAACAUGGAACUGCGGAGGCACUGGUCAAGGAGAUCGAUAUCGAAGUCGCUGAUUUAAAUUAUAUUUCACCUCGGAACUCGACUUCCUGCGAGUCGCAUUUCUAUGGACCGGUAACGCAACCCUGCAUCCUCACAUUGUGUGCAAAAUUGGGAUAUGUAUGCCUUGAACUACUACGAUCAAAGUUUGUCGACGGGCAUUUGGCUCGAAUUCGAGUUCGCAUCAGGUUUUCGAAUUCACAUCCUCAGUGCAAAUUGAUGCAGAGAAUCUUGCAGAAAUCCCCUUUGCAAAGCUGCUGUAGCACAGAGAUUUACUCGGAGAGACACCAUGCCCGUGAGUGCAGCGGCGAGGCAUCCCAAAGGAAGCCGCUAACAUCAGAUCCAAGUUUUCUCAAGCUAUUGACUCUCACCAGAAUAAAUCACCUGGUAGGCUCUUGCAAAAAAAGUUCCUUCUGGAAUCAUUCGUAAGUUAUUAAAAUAAACCAACGAUGAUGAGUCAUCAAAUAAAUUAAAACCGGUUUAGUAAGAUGACUGCAUUCACAAAGGAAGACUCAAGCACCAGGUCACGCAGACAAGUCUGUUUGACGAUUGUGUAGGAAAUUCCCUUCAACUUCUACAGGACACACUGCAAUCUGCUUCGCACGCUCGUCCAGCUUCAGGGGAUUCCAAAACGGGUCCCCAGUGCACACUGUCGCAAUCUAUGUAAGGUAUGACAGGGUUCGUCCCAGGCUCUCCCUUCGAAAAAGGGGAAAGAAUUUCUGCACUAAAAAUGGUCUUGAAGUUGGGCAAGAGCUUGUGUUCACUCUUACUGCCGACUCGUGUUUUGUUGCGGGACCAUGGGUUCAAUCAAGUAAAGUUCCCUUAGUCAGUGCUUUCUCCAAAACUGCACUCAAUCAAA